AAAACAUCUCUUUUAUGUUCUGGCUGCUAAAAAAAAGAAAAGAAAAAAAGGAAUCCUGGGUGAAUAACAUCUGAAGUAACAUGGAGGAGCCUUUCCUCCUGUCCAUUUGUCUGGAUGGCGCAAGGGAUGAGAAAGCCUCUUGCGAGCCGCCCUGAACCUAGCUUACAUAUCGGAGCUUGCAAGCCCUAUAGCUAAUUGCGCUGACUUGUUGCUCCAUCCAACCUCACGGCUUGGAGUAGAGCCACAACAUACACGGGGCUUCUUCGCCUUUCUGGUUAAUUAGAUGGGGAAAGGGGGGGGGGAGAGAAAGAGAGAUGAAUGCGUGGCACCUGGCUGACAAUGGAUUAAGCCGCUAGAGAGACAAGGAGCCGGGCAGCCCGAGAUCCCUUCAAAGCUGAUACUGCCCGGUCUGCAUCCCUGACGCUUUUAUCAGUCGCUAACACCCAACGGCCUCUCUCGGCGCAGCAGCAAGCGCUUCCUCCUUACAACUGGAAGUCUGUGUAAUGGAGGGGAGGCAGCAGUCGCCACCGCCGCCAGAUGUCCAGCUUUCCAUCAUGGCUCGACCCAAGCAGCCCAGUCUGGAGCAAGUCAAACAUAUAAAGUGCUUUUCUGAAGAGCAGUUUGAAGUUUAGAAAGGGCAGUUUUUGUACUAAUCCUUCAUUUGUGCUGACAUCAUCAGGACUCAUCUUACACCAGCAACUCAGAAUUCACAUUUAAAAGAGAACAAACUCCAAAUCUUAAGUGGUUGUACAGCAGCACCAAGAUUCUCAACUGUUUUGAGGGUGCGUAUUUGCCCUUUCAAUACACAGCAAUGGCAGCAGUUAUGAGCUUGGGAAAGAUUGCUGAAAAUGGCAGUAUGGCAUCUCAAAAUGUCAAGUCCCCGUCAAAAUCUCUUACUCCUAGUCGGAUUGGCAGGAGAAACCAGGAAACAAAAGAUGAGAAGUCUUCCUACAUCUGCCCUCUGUGUGAAAAGAUCUGCACUACCCAACAUCAGCUGACUAUGCAUAUUCGUCAGCAUAACACUGACACUGGAGGAACAGACCAUUCCUGCAGCAUCUGUGGAAAGUCUUUGAGCUCUGCAAGCUCCCUCGAUCGCCACAUGCUAGUGCAUUCUGGGGAGAGGCCUUAUAAAUGCUCAGUAUGCGAUCAGUCCUUCACCACCAAUGGAAACAUGCACAGACAUAUGAAAAUCCACGAGAAGGAUGCAACGGGUGCCACAAGUACAACCCCUGUCUCUCCACUGAAACGCAGGCGCUUGUCCACCAAACGAAAACUCAGUCAUGAGGCCGAAGCCGACAAGGAAGAGCAGAGUCCAGCAAAGAAGGUUGUGGAGGAACCACAAAAUGGUGAAACUGAAAAAAGGGCUGAUGAAAUUUAUCGAUGUCCAGUCUGUUUCAAAGAAUUCUCCUGCAAGUAUGGGUUGGAAACCCACAUGGAAGUACAUCCAGAUACCUCAUUGAGGUGUGAUGUCUGCUGCAUUACCUUCCGCACACACCGGGGGUUGUUGCGGCAUAAUGCAGUUAUUCAUAAACAACUUCCAAAGGACUCAACUGGAAAGCCUUAUAUUCAGAACAAUCCUUCAAUUCCUGCCGGCUUCCAUGAUUUGGGCUUCACGGACUUUUCUUGUAGGAAAUUUCCUCGCAUUUCUCAGGUUUGGUGUGAAACAAACCUGCGGAGAUGCACCAGUGAUUAUCAUCGCUAUAUCUGUGAUGUAUGCAACAAGGCAUUCCCCAUGCUCUCAGCGCUCAAGCUGCACAAAGACACCCACGCAACCGAUCAGGGAAGAGAAGUGCACAACCUGCACUCAGAGGACGCAGACCUAAAAGCUUACAUGGCAUCCUUGGGGCUGCAGCAUACCAAAGACAUUGAAUCUGUCAAGCAGGAGGAUCUUGUGCUAGAUGAUGAGGUCCAAGAAAUGCAGCUACGAACACUGAAAUGUAACCUACCUCAGGAACCUGGAAGUGAUAACCAGUUGAACCUAUCCCCUCUGGAGGGUGCUUCUGUGGGAGGCCCCUUUUCAGUCCUUCCCCCUACAAAAGAAAAUAUGAAGCUACUCUCACUACAGCCUUUCCAGAAAGGCUUCAUAAUCCAGCCUGACAAUAGCAUUGUUGUUAAACCCAUUUCUGGUGAAUUAGCAGAUAUCCAGCAGAUCCUAAAGAUGGCGUCCUCAGCGACUCCACAAAUCAGCCUCCCACCGCUGUCUAAGGCAUCUCAUAUCCCCAUCCCAUCCAUAUUCAAACAUAUGCCUCCAUUAAAGCCAAAGCCAUUGGUAGCCCCUAGGACCGUUGUAGCAAGUUCAACACCACCUCCAUUGGUCAACACUCAGCAAGCCUCGCCAGGAUGUAUCAGCCCAAGCCUUCCUCCAGUACCACCCAAAAUGGUCAAAACCCCAGACCAAGAAUCAACUUCAGAUUCUUCCCUCACACACAAUAAAUCCAGAACAAACUCCAGUCCUUCUCCCCAGGCUAAGCCGGAAUCUUUGGGUCAACAUGAAAUGAAAACUCAGCUGGAGCAAGACAGCAUCAUAGAAGCCCUUUUGCCUUUGACAAUGGGGACAAAAAUAAAACAGGAGGUGACCGAGCGAGACUUCAAGGCCAUCAUGACUGGAACCCCAAACAAGAAAACCCCAGCUAUGAGGAAAGUUUUGUAUCCAUGCCGUUUUUGUGAGCAAGUGUUCCCGUUCUCUGGAGUCUUAAGAGCUCAUAUCCGUUCUCACUUAGGUAUCUCCCCUUAUCAGUGUAACAUCUGUGACUACAUUGCAGCCGACAAGGCAGCACUGAUCCGGCACUUGAGGACGCACAGUGGGGAGAGGCCGUACAUCUGCAAGAUCUGCCACUACCCUUUCACGGUGAAAGCCAACUGCGAAAGGCACCUGCGCAAGAAACACCUCAAAACAACUAGAAAGGAGAUCGAGAAGAAUAUUGAGUAUGUGGCCAGCAAUGCGGCCGAGAUGGUCGAUGCUUUCUGCUCCCCAGACACGGUGUGCAAAUUCUGCGGGGAGGACCUUAAACAUUACCGUGCCCUCCGUGUCCACAUGAGGACACAUAGCAGCUGCCAGAAGAAGAAGCCAUUUGAAUGUAAGGAGUGCGGCACUGCCUUCUCAGCCAAGCGGAACUGCAUUCAUCAUAUCCUCAAGCAGCAUUUGCACAUCCAGGAGCGGGAGAUCGAGAGCUAUGUGCUGGCCGUGGACUGCACUCCUCCAGAAAGCCAGCCUGACCCUGUGUUACUGGAAGAAAGCACUUAUCUGGAUUGCAAAUCUGUGUCACCUUUCCUAGAAUCGCAGAAUGGCUUUUUAAGGGGGGCUCCCUCUCAUGCAUCGAUCAAACUUGAAACUGCAAAUAACUUCCAGAUGGAUUUUGAUGAGCCUUUAGAUUUCUCACAAAAGAACAAAACCCUGAAUUCUGUACUGGUCAAGCAAGAGAACCCAUUCGGGUCCUCUCUCUACGACAGUUCCAUGGAGCCCAUUGAUCUGUCAAUUCCCAAGCCUCCAAAAAAGGACAGUGAUGAGGGUAGAAUGAGUGAGGAUAAGAAGCAAGAGCUCCAUGAUGGUCACGACGAGAAACUGCAAGGCUGUCUACCGCCUCCUCCAGCUAACGGCAACCUGGAAAACACAGCUCUCAGACAUUCCCAACCACUGAAGGGACCACUUCAUUUGACUGUCCCAAUAAUUUCUCCAGGACUCUUGGGGAACUCGGUUUUGCUGAGGCCUUUGAGGCCCAAACCGCCGCUUCUCCUCCCAAAACCUCUCGCAACGAAAGAGCUGCCACCCCUCGCUUCCAUUGCACAGAUUAUUUCAUCUGUGGCUUCUGCUCCGGCUUUGCUCAAAGCAGAAGUCUCAGACUCUGUCCCCAAGGUGGCCAUUGGCAGCUCUACCACCUCUGAAAAGUUAGGAAGUCCCAGUCCUAAAGCAACUCUCCUAGCCGCUAUCCAGACAGAUACUAACACUCCCAGUGACUUAACGAAGAGCACCAGCAGUCCAACGGGGUCCCAGAAAUCCUCGAAGUCUGGAUCGGUAAAGAAAAGAGGCAGAAAGAAAGGCACGAAAAACAAGCCCAAAGCAAGCAGCGGUCUGGACUUGGAAUCAAGUGGGGAGUUUGCCAGCAUAGAGAAAAUGCUGGCAACCACAGACACCAAUAAAUUUAGCACAUUUCUACAAUCGACUGCAGACUUUAAAGAAGCGGCUGAUAAAAACGGAGCUAGCGAGGAAGAGAGAGAGGCUGUUGAAGACAAACUCCUGCGUGGAAAGCGAAAUGCCUACUCAAACUGCAUUCAGAAAAUCAAGUGCCCCCACUGCCCUAGAAUUUUCCCCUGGGCAAGUUCUUUGCAGAGGCACAUGCUCACUCAUACAGGUCAGAAGCCCUUCCCUUGUCAAAAAUGUGAUGCCUUCUUUUCUACCAAAUCUAACUGUGAACGCCACCUCUUACGCAAACAUGGAGUUGCCAACUACUGUCUGAGAAGAAACGGGCUUAUCCCCCAGUCUAAAGAAAGUGAUGCUGGAGCUCAUGAUAGCACAGAUAGUCAGUCUGAUCAAGAAAAUACAAGUGUGGGAAAUGAAGCACUCGACUUGACCUCUGGGGAGAGAGACCACCUAGAGGAAGCAACUGAGUUUCUAGAAGAACCUGAGUGCAGUCCCAAAGAAGAGGAGAAGAUGGAUUUAACCCAAGGCGAGGAGGCUGCACAAAGGAAAUUAAGUGAGGGGGAAGAUGAGCCAGAAGAAGAUUCAGUCAGCAACAGAAGCCUGGACCUCAAUUUUGCUAGCAAGUUCAUGGAAUUCAAGCUGGCUGAGAACGAUCAAAACCCAGGCAACGGGGCUCAGUCUGAAAAUAAACACACCUGUGAUACAUGUGGGAAAUCCUUCAAAUUUGCUGGUACUCUUAGCCGGCACAAAAAAGCCCAUGCACAUGACGACAGGAAAGAUGAAAAGAGCAGUGAGGAUGAAAGUAAACAUGUUCAAAGUGGAGACCAAGCCCACGUCCCUGUCAUUCAAGAGGACCCAUCUCUUGAACAGGAAGAGCCUGGAAAGGACAGUAAGCGUGUUGAGUCUCCCACAGAUGGUGAGGCAACAGGAAAGGAAAAUGAGGAGAGCGAAAGCAUCUCCGAGGAAGAGAGCACGGAAAGAAAAUCUUCUGAAAAGAGCGAUGAGGACCGGAAGCCAAAGCCUGGUGCGGGCACUAAGAGUGAAUCCAAAGCAGACAAAAGGAAGAAAGUCUGUACAGUGUGCAACAAGAGAUUUUGGUCUCUACAAGAUUUGACUCGGCAUAUGAGAUCCCACACAGGUGAGCGACCAUACAAAUGUCAAACCUGCGAACGGACCUUUACGUUGAAGCACAGCCUGGUUCGUCAUCAGCGCAUCCAUCAGAAGGUAAAAAGUGCCAAGAAUCACGAGAAGGACAGUGAUAGAGAAGACACCCGUUCACGAGGGGAAGAAGACAGUGAGAACGAGUCUCUCCCCAGCAGCACAAACCCCAUCUCGGAAAACGAGGGCGAUGCCCUCGUGGGGCCUGGAAGCCAUUCUCCAGUGACCAGGAGCCGCAAAGAAAGCAUGGCCAACGCCACCAAGGAUCACACUUGUAAGGAAGAUAAGCCAGCUGGGAAAGCCUCAAGUUUAGGCCUUGCCGAGCCAAGCAAGAACGUGCCGAAAUCGACAGCGAAAGAGCAGGAGUCUCGAGGAAAGGCUGAUCGGGAGAGCUCCUCUGACUUCAUUCAGGACUUGCUGGAGAUCCAGAACAAGAAAUCCUCCAUGAGUCAUAUCCUCGCCUCUGCAGAGAGUGGGCCUCAGCUCUUGGAAGUUGAAUGACAGCUAUGGCUUCAGCGGCACCCCAGCAACCUGAUCCAGGACACGGGAUUAAAGUUGACAGAGCAAGCUUUCCUUUGCUGCUUUGUGUCAACCUGCUGUGGUGACCCAGGAGUGGGCGAUGGGUGGAUGGGAUCGGGGAGGAUGUAUGGCAGUCUGGAUUCAGUGCCAUAAACCCUUCAGUAUAAAUAAUGCAAAAGACUACAAUUAUAUACUGGUCUGAGUGCCUUACUACUUUAUUAGGUCUUUUGGUAUCGUAGAUAUUUUUUAAAACAAAUUAGAUGAUUUUUUUU
This is a messenger RNA of Ahaetulla prasina, 6087 nucleotides long. It is a transcript of the gene RREB1, whose product is annotated as ras responsive element binding protein 1. Gene Ontology annotation, molecular function: RNA polymerase II cis-regulatory region sequence-specific DNA binding; DNA-binding transcription activator activity, RNA polymerase II-specific. Gene Ontology annotation, biological process: regulation of transcription by RNA polymerase II. Lineage: Eukaryota; Metazoa; Chordata; Lepidosauria; Squamata; Colubridae. The transcript has 14 exons. The coding region runs from base 812 to 5797 and encodes 1661 amino acids. The record is from RefSeq and is a predicted model, not a curated record. Gene Ontology annotation, cellular component: nucleus.